Sitodiplosis mosellana (orange wheat blossom midge) is the source of this 504-nucleotide messenger RNA. RefSeq lists its product as uncharacterized. The record is from RefSeq and is a predicted model, not a curated record. The transcript has 2 exons. Bases 53 to 478 code for a protein of 141 amino acids. NCBI's taxonomy places the organism in Eukaryota, Metazoa, Arthropoda, Insecta, Diptera, Cecidomyiidae.
UAGUAGGAUAAGGCGAAAAUUAUUUACGAAUCGGUUUCUAUCAUCAGCAAUCAUGUUGAUACGUCUAGGUUUUGCAAUAGUUCCAAACGUUUUAUUCUAUAGGGCAGCAAAUAUACUGCUUAUCGCCACAUUACCUUCACCCAGUCAUCAUAUAUGGAAAGGAGCAAUAAUCAAUAAGUUGGCUACACGUGGCCACAAUAUCACUGUGAUUUCACCAGAUAUCGACAAAAAUCCGCCACUCAGAGUACAUUACAUCCUCAUUGAAGAUCAAUACACCGAAGAACACCGUGGAUUUGUUAAGGAAAUGCUUGCAGCAAAUGAAGCAGUAAAUCCAAUAUUCGAAGUGUUGGGAAUCAUUGCACUUUGCAUUGAGUUCUGUCGAAUUCAAGUAAAGACAAAUGGAUUUAAAACAUUGCAAAACUAUCCGGAUAGUUUUAAAUUCGAUUUAAUCAUUCACGAUUACACAUUGGGCCCAUGAUUUUUACCAUUUGCACACAAAUUCAG